AUAAUAAGAAAUCUACAAAAUCGAAGAAUGGCUUAUGUUAGGCUUGCUCCUUUGGCUCUCUUCUUGCUUGCCACUUCCACAAUGUUUCCGAUGAAGAAGAUAGAAGCAGUAGACUGUUCAGGUGUUUGUUCAACGUUUGAGAGGCUACCAUGCAGGUCACUUGAUUGUCGCUGUAUCCCUAUUGCACUAGAUUUCGGUUUAUGCUUUAAUCGAACUGGACUUUCAUCUGUGGCGAAGAUGAUAGACGAACACCCGAACUUAUGUCAAUCUGAUGAUGAAUGCAUGAAGAAAGGAAGUGGCAACUUCUGUGCUCGUUAUCCCAAUAACUACAUCGAUUAUGGUUGGUGUUUUCACUCUGAUUCUGAAGCACUUAAAGCUUUCUUCGCCAUGCCUACAGCAAUCACCAUGUGAUAUGUGUAUGCCUGUGAUGCAUCUACCACUACUUCUAUAAAUCAAAAGAGUUUAACAUCCAACCCAUAGUUGGUGACUGUACUCUCUUGGAGGAUGAGUUAACAUGGAUAAUAAUAUUUUCGGGAAAGUGAUAUUUU
Molecule: messenger RNA, 548 nt
Organism: Vigna radiata var. radiata (mung bean)
Lineage: Eukaryota; Viridiplantae; Streptophyta; Magnoliopsida; Fabales; Fabaceae
Product: albumin-1-like
Exons: 2
Coding region: 28-411 (127 amino acids)
Molecular function (GO): nutrient reservoir activity
Source: RefSeq, a predicted model, not a curated record